Diplodia corticola is the source of this 1941-nucleotide messenger RNA. RefSeq names its product arginyl-trna synthetase. Gene Ontology annotation, molecular function: arginine-tRNA ligase activity; ATP binding. Gene Ontology annotation, cellular component: mitochondrion; cytoplasm. The record is from RefSeq and is a predicted model, not a curated record. The transcript is spliced from 2 exons. Lineage: Eukaryota; Fungi; Ascomycota; Dothideomycetes; Botryosphaeriales; Botryosphaeriaceae. Gene Ontology annotation, biological process: mitochondrial translation; arginyl-tRNA aminoacylation. Bases 1 to 1941 code for a protein of 646 amino acids.
AUGGCCCCAUCUGUCGACGACGUCGCUGCGACCUUGAAGAAUUUCGGCCUCUCCGACGUGCCCAAGGCACCGAACACCCACCCGGAGCUGAAUCCUUUCGACAUCUACCGCUCUCACAUCACCAACCUGCUCGCGCAGUCCAGCGGCGUCGACCCCAAGAUCAUAUACCCUACCCUCCAAUGGACCCAGUCGCUCGAGAAGGGUGACUUGACUCUUGCCGUCCCCGCCCUGAGGCUCAAGGGCAAGAAGCCCGACGAGCUCGCCAAGGAACUCGCUGAGAAGUUCCCCGAAUCGCCGCUCGUCGAGCCGCCUACCGCCCUCGGUACCUUCCUCCAAUUCUUCUUCAAACCAGCGCCCCUCAGCAACCUCGUCAUCCCCUCCAUCCUCAAGAAUGGCAGCACCUACGGUCUCAACCCUGUCUUUGGCCUGAAGGACGAGUCGGACCCUUCAAAGGGCCGCAAGAAGAUCAUCAUCGAGUUCUCCUCGCCCAACAUCGCGAAGCCCUUCGGCUACGCCCAUCUCCGCAGCACAAUCAUUGGCGGUUUCCUCGCCAAGCUGUACGAGGGUGCGGGAUGGGAGGUCAUCCGCAUGAACUACCUGGGCGACUGGGGCAGGCAAUACGGCAUCCUGGCCGUCGGCUACGGCAAGUUCGGCGACGAGGCGAAGCUCAAGGCGGACCCCAUCAAGCACCUGGUCGAGGUGUACCAGCAGAUGACCAAGAUCCAGAAGGAGGAGGAUGAGCAGAUCAAGCAGAAGACGGACGCCAUUGCGGCGCUGAAGAAGGAGGGCAAGGAGGACGAGGCCGCCAAGGCGCAGCCCGAGCUGGACGAGCUCGUCAAGAAGAGUGUCAGCCAGCAGGCUCGUGACUACUUCAAGCGCAUGGAGGCCGGCGAGAAGGAGCCCAUGGAGUUCUGGAAGUGGUGCCGUGACGUCUCCAUUGAGGCCCUCGAGAAGUCGUAUGCUCGCCUGAACGUGCACUACGACGUGUACUCGGGCGAGUCUCAGGUCAAGAACGAGAGCAUGGAGAAUGCUGCCAAGCAGCUUCAGGAGUCGGGCACGUCUGAGAAUUCCGAGGGCGCCGUCCUCGUCGACCUGACCAAGCACAGCAAGAAGCUGGGCAAGGCUCUGGUCCAAAAGAAGGACGGCACCUCGCUCUACCUGACCCGUGAUAUCGGCGCUGCCGUGGAGCGUUACAACACGUACAACUUCGACAAGAUGAUUUACGUUGUCGCAACGCAGCAGGACCUGCACCUUGCCCAGCUUUUCAAGAUCAUUGAGCUGAUGGGCCGCAAGGACAUUGCCGAAAAGUGCCAGCACAUCAACUUCGGUAUGGUCAACAAGAUGUCGACUCGUCUGGGUACUGCCAAGGCGCUCGACGAGGUUCUGAACAUCGUCGGCGAGCAGAUGCACGAUGUCAUGAAGAGCAACCAGGCCAAGUACGAGCAGGUCGCGGACCCGGCCAAGACGGCCGACAUCCUCGGCAUUGCCGCCGUCAUGGUCCAGGACAUGAAGGGCAAGCGCAUCAACAACUACGACUUCGACCUCUCCCGCAUGACGUCGUUCGAGGGCGACACCGGCCCUUACCUCGAGUACGCCCACGCCCGGCUGUGCAGCAUCGUCCGCAAGGCGGACAUCAAGGAGGAGGACCUCGUCUCGGCGGACCUGUCGCUGCUGAAGGAGAAGCACGCCCACGACGUGCUCAGGCUGAUUGCCCAGUGGCCCGACGUCUUCAACGACACGCUGAAGAAGCAGGAGCCCGCCACCGUCCUGACGUAUCUGUUCAAGAUGACGCACGCCGUCAGCUCGUCCUAUGACCACCUCCAGGUCGUCGGUUCUGAGGAGUCGGUGAAGAAGGCCCGCAUGGCGCUGUACGUCGCCGCUAGGCAGGUCCUGAGGAACGGUCUGACUCUGCUGGGCAUCACCCCCGUUGACCGUAUGUAA